GCCUUUCCCUAGAGCACAAUGACUACCGUUCAGAAAAUAAAAGAAGUCGAAGAUGAGAUGGCUAAAACCCAGAAAAACAAGGCCACUAGCUACCAUCUUGGGCAGCUAAAGGCAAAACUUGCGAAACUACGGCGAGAACUCAUUGCUCCUCCAGGCGGUGGAGGAGGCGGAGGCGGAGGCGUAGGCUUCGAUGUGGCACGGACGGGUAUAGCCUCUGUCGGUUUCGUCGGGUUUCCUUCAGUGGGAAAGUCGACACUGAUGUCCAAGCUCACUGGGACACACUCUGAGGUCUCUGCCAUUGAUUUUACGACGCUGACCACCGUUCCGGGGACUGUCAAGGUACAUGGCGCUCCCAUUCAAAUAUUGGAUUUGCCUGGUAUUAUCGAAGGAGCGAAUGAUGGACGUGGACGAGGUCGACAAGUCAUUGCUGUCGCGCGCACAUGCAACCUCAUAUUUAUUGUUCUCGAUGUGCUAAAGCCUCUCGGUGAUAAGAAGCUCAUUGAAUCUGAACUGGAAGGAUUUGGGAUCCGAUUAAAUAAACGACCCCCUGCGAUCCUUGUCCGCAAGAAGGAAAAGGGCGGCAUUGCGAUCACAAACACCGUCCCGCUGACGGAUGUCGAUCACGAUGAAAUCAAGGCGAUACUCAGUGAAUACAAAAUCAACAAUGCUGAUAUCGCCAUCCGAGAACCUGGCGCUACGGCGGAUGACUUGGUGGAUGUCAUUGAAGGCAACAGAGUCUACAUACCUGCUCUAUAUGUGCUGAACAAGAUCGAUGCAAUAUCCAUCGAGGAGCUUGACUUAUUGUACAAAAUUCCGAACUCAGUUCCUAUAUCGUCUCGAGAAUGGAUGAAUAUUGACGAACUUGUCGAGAAAAUGUGGGAAACCCUUAACUUGGUUCGAGUAUACACCAAACCACGGGGUCUAGCCCCUGACUAUUCUUCGCCUGUCGUACUUCGACGGGGAAAAUGUACAGUUGGAGACUUCUGCAAUUCAAUACACAAAGAGAUCGCUAAGCAGAUGAAAUAUGCUAUCGUGUGGGGUGCCAGUGCUAAGCACUCCCGAGGCCAGAAAGUAGGGCUGGAGCAUGUCCUAGAAGAUGAAGACGUGGUGCACAUAUCAAAAAAAUGAUGGUAUCUGUUAUCUCCUUGUUCACAGAAAUUUGUAGCUCUAGUCAAGUUUAUACCUGCCUUACGACGUAUGUAUGAAGUCGAUUGCUUUGAGGAAUCUGAUUUGAAACUGUGGACGUCCACGUUCAAAAAUUUCAAGCUCGCUCCCGAGCAUACCC
Guyanagaster necrorhizus is the source of this 1285-nucleotide messenger RNA. Its product is annotated as P-loop containing nucleoside triphosphate hydrolase protein. Bases 19 to 1128 code for a protein of 369 amino acids. The record is from RefSeq and is a predicted model, not a curated record. Lineage: Eukaryota; Fungi; Basidiomycota; Agaricomycetes; Agaricales; Physalacriaceae. Gene Ontology annotation, molecular function: GTPase activity; GTP binding. The transcript is spliced from 15 exons.